AGAAAAAGACUCAGUCUAUCAGAAGAAGACUCAGUCUAUCAGUAGAUCACUCAGUCUAUCAGAAGAAGACUCAGUCUAUCAGUAGAUCACUCAGUCUAUCAGAAGAAGACUCAGUCUAUCCAGUAUGUCAUUCAUAAAAAAGCUCCCGGUUUUAACCAUAAUUCUCUUGGGCAUAAAAUGUCAUGCCACGUCAACCGAAGACACCCCAAAGGUGGUCCUCCACCAGGGCACAAUCACAGGGUCCAGGCAUACCCUUGGGAAGGGCGGGCACUACUUUGCCUUCAGGAGUAUUCCCUACGCUCAGCCGCCUGUUGGAGAACUCAGAUUCCGGGACCCCAUCCCAGCGGGCAACUGGUCACAAGCAAGAAAUGGGUCAGUGGUGCCCCCUCAGUGCCCCCAGCUCAACCUGGCAUCACUGGCUAAAGGGAAGUUGGAGAUCGUAGGCACUGAGGACUGUCUGUAUAUCAAUAUCUACACGCCGAAGCUGUCGGGUUCCGACCUUCCUGUAAUGAUGUUCAUCCACGGAGGGGCCUUCCAGGUAGGGAGCGUCAGGGACACCUCCCCCGCCCCCCUGCUCGAGGAGGAGAGUGUCGUGGUCGUCACCUUCCAUUACCGACUUGGCACCUUAGGCUUUCUCUCCACCGAGGAUUCAGUAUUGCCCGGGAACCUGGGUCUCAAGGACCAGACGUUGGCCCUCCUGUGGGUGAAGAACAACAUCCGGGCCUUCGGGGGCGACCCCGGCAGAGUCACACUCUUCGGUCCAAACGCUGGAGGGGUGUCCGCUCACUUGCAGACAAUUGUUCCCAGCGCGGCAGACCUCGUCUCCGGAGGAAUCCUCCAGUCUGGCACUGCCCUCAGCCCGUGGGCAUUCCGGAAGGACCACCGCCGCGUGGCUGCAGAGGUCGCGAAACUGCUGAACUGCAGUGGCACUGCCACUGAUGCCAACAGUGACCUGGACAGCGCGGCACUGCUUCGUUGUCUGCAGGAAACCAAGCUGGAGAGGCUCGUCGUUUUGCCGAAGAAUUUCAUCGAGUGGUCUAACGAGCCCAUCCUGAUGGUCCCCCGAGUGGACGGAGAGUACAUCCCUGACAACCCUGCUACCCUGCUCAAGCAAAACUUGACCAAUAAGGCCAACCUCAUCACUGGCAUAAAUGCCCACGAUGGCGCUAUUACUAGUUUAUUUGUAUAUCACCGCGACGACCUCAGGCAAGCCUUGAUAGAGAACUUCACCAGGAUCGGACCUUUGGUGCUGAACUUUCGGGACGGCGAUGAAAACCCCGAAUACUUGGCCCGCAGAGCCUUUCACCAUUACCUGGGCGACUUCACGAUCACACCGGCCAAAGCUGAUGCUUUGACGAAGUUAUUCACCGACCGGCUGUUUAGCACCAGCAGCGACCGAGUAGCGCUCUUGCAAGCAGGCAGUGCUUCUACAGAUGUACACAAAGUGUACACUUACGAGCUACGCCACCUUGGGCAGUACAAGUACCUGCCGACAUUCGGCGCCCGCCUGGCCGAGAAAUGGAUAACUUACGGAGACGAACUCCAGUACCUGUUCGACAGCGUGAGUGGAAGGAUGCCUUUGGAACGACCUGCUGACCUCAUGCUUCGUCACAUCAUGGUCAAACUUUGGACGAACUUUGCUGCCACUGGAAAUCCCACUCCAGACCAGUCGCUCGGUUUCCGCUGGAGCCCAGCAACGAAGGACAGCCUGAGACAUCUGAUCCUGAAGCCAGAUGCGUCCAUGGGCGAUGACGAGAGGGUCAAGAUCCGAGCCUUCUGGGACGAGCUUCCCACCGUCCAGAAUAAAAUCCUGUUUCCCGAAAAAUUUCACCCCGGUUCCUCGCCACAACCUGUGGAGCCCUUUGGAUCCUGUUUGGAAGGGAGGUAAAACUGCAGCUGGAGCUCAAAAUGCGCUCUUGCACGAUAAAAUAAUAAUCUUUUACUCAUAAUGAAUCUAAAGUAGCUUAUAAAAUUUCAACUUGGAAAUAGUACUUUUCUUUUUAUUCUAAUUGUCUCAAAACUUUCUUGUAGAAUAGUUCUUGGGAAGGCUUUCUUGGAUAUUAGCGUCUUAAAUAUGUUGCAGAAUUUCAUGGCAAUGAAAUUUUGUAUGAUAAAGCAGUCUUUGUCUCUUAAUACCAUCGAAAAUAUCUUGUAGAACUGCACCUGGGAAGACUGUCGUGCAGUAGUAUAUAGCUACUAUUAUCUCAAAGUUAUUUUCUAGAAUUACAUACUUACAGAAAGAAAUAAAUUCUUAAAGACACAUGGAAAGAUAUAGUCUUGGAUUAGUAAUACCUCCAAUAAAUUAACUUCUAGACUUACCUUUGAUGUAUACAAGUUCUUAAUCUUUAGUAUUCAUAGUAGUUCAACAGUAGCUUUAUAUGGUUUGUAUGCUUGGUACAUGCCGAUGGACGAUUCCGUUGUUUAAAGUUUACAGAUAUCUGUCCUUGCAAGUGCUUGACUUUUCAUUUCCUCCAUAGAAUAGUAGUGGUGCUUAGGAACAAGCCAUGUGAUUACUUUUAAAUAUAUUUCAGUAUCUGAGA
Macrobrachium nipponense is the source of this 2540-nucleotide messenger RNA. Its product is annotated as carboxylic ester hydrolase-like. Bases 125 to 1888 code for a protein of 587 amino acids. The record is from RefSeq and is a predicted model, not a curated record. Lineage: Eukaryota; Metazoa; Arthropoda; Malacostraca; Decapoda; Palaemonidae. The transcript has 11 exons.